Molecule: messenger RNA, 771 nt
Organism: Capsicum annuum
Lineage: Eukaryota; Viridiplantae; Streptophyta; Magnoliopsida; Solanales; Solanaceae
Product: protein lin-28 homolog A-like
Exons: 2
Coding region: 1-771 (256 amino acids)
Molecular function (GO): zinc ion binding; nucleic acid binding
Source: RefSeq, a predicted model, not a curated record
AUGAAGGAGUACUCUGCUAAACUUUUGGAAAUUGUAAAUAAAAUAAGAUUAUUUGGUGAAAUUUUUCCAGAUUCAAAGAUGGUGGAGAAGAUGAUGAUAAGCUUACCAGCAAGAACAAGUAUAAGAGAUGAAGAAGUAGAAGAAGUGGCAUUUCAAGCAAAGCAUAAAGACAAGCAACCUGUGAAGGACAACAGGAGGAUGGAAGGAGAUAAAACAGCAAAGAGAAAGCCAUGGACUGAAUCUUCACAGAAAGCAAAGUUUCUACCGUGUGUCCACUGUAAAAGAACCAAUCAUCAAGAAAAGGAUUGUUGGUUCAAAGGAAAGCCUUCAAUUCAGUGCAGAUUUUGCAGAAAAAUGGGUCAUAUUGAAAAGAAUUGCAGGGCCAAGCAGAAUCAACCACAACAACGCCAUGUUCAACAGGCAAACUUCAUUGAAGAGUCAGAAAAGGAAGAAAGCUUGUUUAUGGCUACUCAUGAAGAAAGCACAACCAACCAAUCCAAAUGGUUCCUGGACAGUGGGUGCAUAAGUCAUAUGUCAUAUAAUGAGCUCAUGUUUCACACACUUGACAAGUCACUUAAAGCUAAAGUUAGGAUGGGAAAUGGUGCAACAUUAGAAGCACAUGGAAAGGUUUCAGUUUUCUUUCAAACUAACCAAGGUACAAAGCUUAUACAUGAUGUAUUGUAUGUUCCAUCUUUAGCAUGUAACCUGUUGAGUGUUGGUCAAAUGAUGUCUAAAGAUUACUCCUUACUUUUAAGGGAAAACAUUGUUUGA